Molecule: messenger RNA, 519 nt
Organism: Xenia sp. Carnegie-2017
Lineage: Eukaryota; Metazoa; Cnidaria; Anthozoa; Malacalcyonacea; Xeniidae
Exons: 4
Coding region: 22-519 (165 amino acids)
Source: RefSeq, a predicted model, not a curated record
CGUGCAGACAUCAAAAUCCAAAUGGCAAAGGCAGUGGUAGAGCAGUUUCCUUUCCUUAAAGACGAAGAGGGUCAAGGAUAUGAAGCUUGGUACACGCCAGGAAAGGGAAUUCAUUCUGCUACAGGGUGGUUGGAAGAACGGCUUAGAAAUGUUAGGAGAAAGAGCAUAAAACACCGUCAGACUGAACAAGACUUUGGCUCAACUUCAACUUCUCUAAAACACUUGACAAGAUCUCUACCAGAGCCAGUCUUAAAUGAAUCUGACCAUGCUGGAAUGAAGCAGGGGAUGAAAGACAACUGGGAGCCUAUCUCAACCCUAAAAAGUUAUAUGCAGAAGACCGUCUUAAAUCGAUCAGAAUGGAUUAGAAAAACGCCACAACUUACAAUACGAGAGGUUAUGAAAGAAUACCCUCGUCUUCUUGAUGUCCCUGGCACGGUUGAAAUAGACUAUGCAACAUUGUAUCCAGAUGUCGCAGAUAAUCUUUUCCGCGAUUUACACAAGAAACAGUGGAGAAAAUAA